AUCGACUCAGUUCGACAGUCGACGAGUCUCGGGGAAGAUGCGUGCGAUCGAGUGGCUGCUGCUGAUGCCAAUCCUCUCUGGCCCGUGGCCGUGCCUGUGCCGGGACCAGCUGCCGAAUUCCUUGAGGCGCCACAUGAACCGUUCGGCGAACCCCUGCACAGAUUUCUAUGAGUAUGCCUGCGGAAACUGGGUGCGGACGCACCAGGAUCGACCCUACAGCAGCUUGAUCGGCAAGCUGGACCAUGUGUAUCACGGGAGGCUGGCCAAGCUGCUGGAACAGGCGACGACCCCAGGCGCCCCCGAGGAGCACCGCUUCGUGCGAAUGCUGCGGCACUAUUACACCGCCUGCCGGUCUCCACUCGGGGCGACGCCCUCGGCGGAGUUUAUGCUGCGGUUGUGCCGGAUGGUCGAAGUGGAUGGCAACAGUCUGUCCGUGGCCCUGACGACCCUCUUCCAGGCUGACGUUCUUCUAGAGAUCAACGAGAGCGACCUGCCCGCAGUUUGGGCGAGCCUCAUCCUACGCCCCUCGGCCGAGGGCGACCGAAACGCGUCCUUGUACCAGCCCCUGAGCCGCGAGGAGUUCGACCAGCUCUGGCGCAUUCUACCCGCCCCCGGGGAGAGCCCCGACGAGGUGUGGCAAAAGGUAAGGCACCUGGAGGAGGUGAUCACCGCCAAGAUCAAGCCCGAGGAGGCUGCGCGCUGGGCAACGAACCCCAAGGAUACGGGCGCCCAGGUGCUGUUCCCGGUGCCGGCCUACUGGAUGCUGCCGUGGCCCACCUACGAGACGGGCAUUCUUUACGUGACGCAUCUGUCGCACCACCUGGCCAGCCAGCCGCCGCGCUUCCUCCUCCACUACCUGCUCCUGCGCUCGCUGCGCCGCGAUGCCGAGCGGCCGCCCUGGAGCUUUACCCGGCUGGAGUGUGCCGCCCAGGCCCGAUUGUUCAUCACCCAUGCGGCCGUCUGGCUGGUGGAGCAGCACCAUCCCCACCUGCAGGCCAAUGGCACGCUACAGAUGCUAUUCGGGGAGCUGAAGCAGCAGUUUGGACUGAGGGUGCGGGCCAAUCGCAACAAGUUCUCGGCGGCCACACAGCGCUUUCUCCUCGAGAAGCUGGAGAGGAUGAGCCUGCGGCUGAGCAUCCUGCCCAGCCCGGGGGUCGUGGAGUCCGUGGAGCAGCGUCUGGAGCAGCACUACCGGAAGCUGCGGAUCAACGCCUCCGACUACUUUGGCAACCUGCUGGCCGUAAUGGAGCACUCGAGGCGCCAGGAGGAAAGGGCGGACUCCAAGUACGACCUGCAGCCGGUCAAGGUGUACGGCUACGGCACCUAUGCCUCGCCCUUCUUUAUGCCCAGGGCGAACGCGCUGCUCGUGCCACUCUCCCUGCUGGAGGCGCCCCUCUUCCGACCCGACCAGCGCCAGGUGCUCACCUACAGCUCGCUGGGCUUCAUCCUGGGGCACGAGCUCUCGCACGGCUUUGCGCCCGUCGAUGUGCACUUCGAUGCGCUCGGUCGGCCCAACAGGUCCAAGAGUAAGUCCAUGCUCACGAGUCGACGCUACCUGUCCCAGGCACUCUGCCUUCAACGCCGUCACGGCUCCUUCUUCGCCGACGAGAAGUUUGCCGAUCUGAAUGGCCUCGAUCUGGCCUACGGUGCGUACUUCGAGGCGGGCGCGGGCGCUGUCGCGGGCGAGCCUGGCAGGGGCACACCGGCCCAGAAGCAGCUCUUCUUUUUCAACUUUGCACAAUUCUUCUGCUCGGACGACAAGAACCUGGAGGACAGCGAGGAGCACGGCAGCGAUAGGUUGCGCGUCAACGAUGCCAUGGCCAGCUUCGAUCCCUUCCGCCAGGCCUAUGGCUGCCAGUCGGUGCGAAGUGGCACAAGGUCACGCUGCCAGUUGUAUUAGCCAACCCGAAGCGUGGGGAGGCGAUCUAUGACCCACUGAAUAUUUAGUUGAUGCAGCAAAGCUGUAGCUGUCCAGAUCACCAGAUCAUUCAUAGAUGAGCUCCAGAUUGUCUGGCUUUCGGUUUCGAUUGCCCAACAUUUCCCCCCCAAGAGCGUGAGCGGUGGACAGUUGUGCGGAGUUUGUGUCACAUUUAAAUCGUUUAUUUAUUCAAUAUUGGAUGCACCAUCAAAAUAAAUACAUUAUGUAUAUGUACAUUUGUGUUAGCAAACAAAAAAGGAACACAACGAAUCCGAGAACUGUUCUCAGAGUAAUCAGAUGAAAUGAAACCCUCGUGCAGCUGCUGUCACGAAUUACGAGAACGAGUAUAAGGUACAUACAUAUGUACAUCUGUACAUCUGUGCGGUAUGUACGUAGUAAUAGUAGUUAACACAUUCCAUUCAGACAGACAAUUGUUAGUAAUGGUUA
Messenger RNA from Drosophila guanche, 2365 nucleotides. Its product is annotated as endothelin-converting enzyme-like 1. The record is from RefSeq and is a predicted model, not a curated record. Bases 38 to 1900 code for a protein of 620 amino acids. NCBI's taxonomy places the organism in Eukaryota, Metazoa, Arthropoda, Insecta, Diptera, Drosophilidae. The transcript has a single exon. Gene Ontology annotation, molecular function: metalloendopeptidase activity. Gene Ontology annotation, cellular component: plasma membrane. Gene Ontology annotation, biological process: protein processing.